This is a messenger RNA of Symbiodinium sp. CCMP2456, 1164 nucleotides long. NCBI's taxonomy places the organism in Eukaryota, Dinophyceae, Suessiales, Symbiodiniaceae. The record is from the annotation of a GenBank genome assembly.
AUGCCGACCUCCUCCGACCCCUUCGAUUCCGGGGACGAAGGGCCGCAGGCGGGAGAUUGGCUGCUCUUCAACCACAAGAUCGAGCUGAAGAACACUUUCGUGCACUUCUCUGGGUUCAAGAGGACCGAAAAGCGCCGUGUCACGUGCCCCGGCUUGCUCCAGUCCAUGAUGUCGAGCGAAACCGUGGUGAUGACCGGUCUAUCGCAGUCGUUGCAGCCGGUGUUACGCGAAUCAAGCUCUGCCGGGACCGCCAGAACGCCAAGCCACACCUCUCCAGCGCAGGACGCGGCCCAGCCGCAAGAUCUUCAGCGCCCAGCCGGGACGCCGAGUAAGGUGAAGGACACCGACUUGGCACGCCAAAGGCAGCUGAACAAGGAUCUCAUCGCAGCCGCCUCCGGCCCUUACGCGGCCUUCCAGGUGCUGGACCUCAUCUCGAAUAAUUUGGAGACCAUGAAUGGCGUAAACCUGGCGACAGCCAUGCAUCGCAUCUCUCGUGCCUGCCAGGUGGAUGGCAUGGCUGGGCAGAUCAAGGAACACCCCAUCUUCCUCCGCCUCUUGCACACCACUGAGAAGGUGUUGUGCCAGACACUGCCAGACGGCAUGCCGCGCAUGCCGCCCAAGUGUUGCUCCGUCUUCGCAUGGUCCUGUGCCAAUCUUGGCAUCUUCAGAACCCAACUUCUUGCUCGGCUUGCGCUUACAGCCGCGAAGGGCUUGGAAGGCUGCGAGCCCCACGAAGUGACGAACCUCCUUUGGGCCUAUGCAACGGUCUGCAGGAAUCGAAAGAACAAGAUGGGGAAAGGACUGGAGGCGGCGGUGGCGGAGCUCAUGAAGGCUUCCUUAGCAUUCCUGAUGCCCGAAAGGGUUCGGGCCUGGAAGCCGCAGAUCUUGAUGUCUGCCCUGGUGUCUUUGGUGGGGCUUCCGUGGCAGCCCUCCAGCCAGAAGGUCGUGUCUGAUAUCCUGGAUGCACUAGCCAUGCAGCAGGGGCAGCUCCUCGCAGAGAACACUCGUCCAAUUUCAAUUUUCUUCGAGGAGCUUCGCAAGAGACAGGCGCAGGUGGCCCUGGACAUCGUACAGGCUACUUCUCAGAAAUGGCCAGGCUUCAUGCAGCAAUUCGCUCGUGGAACCUGUCACAAAGGGCACGGUCGAAAGAAUCGGAAAGCCUAA